CGAGCUGAGCAAUCUUCGGGAAAGGACGUAAAUUGUUUCUGUGUUCUGUUCGUGGCCUAAUUUACUGCGUCUUCCGAAGAAGCCAAUAAAGUGGUUGUUCGUAAAAUAAACAAUAUGUUGCUUCGUUUGGCGCUGCUGGCAAUGGCGGUGGUUUCUGGAACCGCCGCUGCCCGUGACAAAAAGUACGCACUAUCGGACAAGUUCAUUGAAGAAAUCAACACAAGAGCAACGACUUGGCGGGCGGGUCAAAAUUUUCAUCCGGACUCUUCGCUCACCUACAUUCGCGGGCUGAUGGGUGUGCAUCCGGAUGCGUACAAGUUCCGUGAGCCGGAAUACCUGCACGAUCUCUCAGACGGAGACGACUUGCCUGAAAGCUUUGACUCGCGUGAACAGUGGCCAAACUGUCCCACAAUCCGCGAGGUUCGAGACCAGGGAUCAUGCGGUUCGUGCUGGGCUUUCGGAGCCGUUGAAGCAAUGUCUGAUCGUGUUUGCAUCGCUUCCGGUGGCCAAGUGCAUUUCCGCUUCUCCGCCGAUGACCUCGUAUCGUGUUGUCAUACAUGCGGCUUCGGUUGCAACGGAGGCUUCCCGGGAGCGGCCUGGAGCUACUGGGUGCACAAGGGCCUGGUCAGUGGCGGACCCUACGGCUCCAAUCUCGGCUGUCGUCCGUACGAGAUUGCGCCCUGCGAGCAUCACGUCAACGGUACACGUCCAUCGUGCGAGGGAGAAGGCGGCAAGACCCCCAAGUGCAACAAGAAGUGUCAGGCCAGCUACAGCGUGCCGUAUGCGAAGGACAAGCGAUAUGGAGCCAAGUCCUACUCAAUCAAUCGUCAUGAAGACCAGAUUCGUAAGGAGAUCAUGACAAACGGGCCAGUCGAGGGCGCGUUUACGGUGUACGAAGAUCUAUUGAACUACAAGGAUGGUGUUUACCAGCACGUUACGGGCAAGAUGCUCGGAGGGCACGCAAUUCGUAUCCUCGGAUGGGGCGUCGAAAAUGACACCAAGUACUGGCUGAUUGCCAACUCGUGGAACAGCGAUUGGGGUGAUAAUGGUUUCUUCAAGAUUUUGCGUGGCGAGGACCAUCUCGGCAUUGAAAGCUCGAUCUCGGCGGGUUUGCCAAAGUUGUGAGAUGGAGAAGUGGCAAUUGUUUAUCAGCCUUUUUACAGGGCACUUGCAAUACACAUUCCAAGGACAGAGAAGGUAGGAAUUCCCGCCCUUUAAAAGAAAACAUUGUAACGUGUACUUGUAACAUAGUUAAACACUGAAUAAAAUGGUUAAAUGUGUUUCAGUUUGAAGGUUAAAAGUAGUCUUACUACGGCCAACAGACAGCCGGUCAUUACUUCGCAUCAUUGUUGUUCUGUACAUUAUUCUCACUCAUUUUUGGCUCGUCACUGUUUAACAGAUAAGAGGUAACACAGCCAUAAUCACAAUGGACAAAAUAUGGUCCGUCUUUACCAGAUAUCGUUUCUACAACAUUUGGAACGCAACAACAUUCUCCCUCUUGGAGGGCUCACACUUCUUUCUACAGGUUAUUAGCAUUGUGGAACUAGGUUUAUACAUUCAUGAAAUGGGGU
Anopheles cruzii is the source of this 1571-nucleotide messenger RNA. RefSeq names its product cathepsin B (gene CtsB). Gene Ontology annotation, biological process: regulation of catalytic activity. Gene Ontology annotation, cellular component: lysosome. Gene Ontology annotation, molecular function: cysteine-type endopeptidase activity. The transcript is spliced from 2 exons. Bases 115 to 1125 code for a protein of 336 amino acids. Lineage: Eukaryota; Metazoa; Arthropoda; Insecta; Diptera; Culicidae. The record is from RefSeq and is a predicted model, not a curated record.